Messenger RNA from Aegilops tauschii subsp. strangulata, 2162 nucleotides. Its product is annotated as GPCR-type G protein COLD1. The record is from RefSeq and is a predicted model, not a curated record. Gene Ontology annotation, molecular function: abscisic acid binding. Gene Ontology annotation, biological process: response to abscisic acid. NCBI's taxonomy places the organism in Eukaryota, Viridiplantae, Streptophyta, Magnoliopsida, Poales, Poaceae. Gene Ontology annotation, cellular component: membrane.
UAGCGCACGGCAGAUUCACAGCCCCCCUCCUCCCUCCUCCCCGUUCGGUUUCCCACGAGAUCCGACCGCCGACCACCCCGAGCCCCGCCGGCCGGAAGCCCGCCGGCGCGUCGAGAAGCGAAGGGGGAGAGAUGGGGUGGGGCGUGGUGGUCUACGAGGGCACGGUGGUGGGGGCGUCGCUGGUGGGGCUGGGGUGGGCGGGGCUGUGGUUCCUCAACCGGCGGCUGUACAAGGAGUACGAGGAGCGGCGGGCGCUGGUGCAGAUCCUCUUCGGCCUCGUCUUCGCCUUCUCCUGCAACCUCUUCCAGCUCGUCCUCUUCGAGAUCCUCCCCGUCCUCUCCAAGCACGCGCGCUUCCUCAACUGGCACCUCGACCUCUUCUGCCUCAUCCUCCUCCUCGUCUUCCUCCUCCCCUACUACCACUGCUACCUGCUGCUCCGCAACUCAGGGGUGAGGAGGCAGCGGGCCUGCCUCGCCGCGGCCCUCUUCCUGACCAUCUUCCUCUACGGGUUCUGGCGCAUGGGGAUUCACUUCCCCAUGCCUUCUCCAGAGAAAGGUUUCUUCACGAUGCCGCAGUUGGUUAGUAGGAUUGGCGUAAUUGGAGUGACUGUCAUGGCUGUUCUUUCUGGUUUUGGUGCGGUCAAUCUGCCAUACAGCUACCUGUCUCUCUUUAUCAGGGAAAUUGACGAAAUGGACAUCAAAGCUUUGGAGCGGCAGCUGAUGCAAUCCAUGGAGUCAUCUAUUGCUAAGAAAAAGAAAAUUAUUCUGUCCAAAAUGGAGAUGGAGAGGAUUCAAGGAUCAGAGGAGAAGCUUAAAGCCAGAUCAUUUCUGAAGCGUAUAGUUGGAACAGUUGUUCGAUCUGUGCAGGAAGAUCAAACCGAGCAGGAUAUCAAAAACUUGGAAGCAGAGGUCCAGGGGUUGGAAGAGCUUUCCAAACAGCUAUUCCUUGAGAUAUAUGAACUACGUCAAGCUAAGAUAGCUGCUGCUUAUUCCCGAACCUGGAGAGGACAUUUUCAGAAUCUGCUAGGCUAUGCCUUGUCAGUAUAUUGUGUUUAUAAGAUGCUCAAGGCCUUGCAGAGUGUAGUCUUUAAAGCGGCUGGCUCUGUUGAUCCGGUAACCAUGACGAUUACCAUUUUCUUGAGGCAUUUUGAUAUUGGUAUCGAUGUCACGCUAUUAUCACAGUACAUAUCUUUGUUGUUCAUCGGGAUGUUGGUUGGCAUAUCUAUUCGAGGUUUCUUGGCAAAUGUUAUGAAGUUCUUCUUUGCUUUUUCUAGAGUUGGGACCGGCUCAACAACAAAUGUCGUCCUUUUCUUAUCUGAGAUCAUGGGCAUGUAUUUCAUAUCUUCUAUUCUUCUGAUAAGGAAAAGCCUGGCAAAUGAGUACAGGGUGAUCAUCACAGAUGUUUUGGGCGGUGACAUUCAGUUUGACUUCUACCACCGCUGGUUUGAUGCAAUAUUCGUGGCGAGCGCGUUCUUGUCCUUGCUUUUGAUUUCAGCCCAGUACACCUCCCGGCAAGCAGACAAGCAUCCAAUUGAUUGAUGCGUCUUGUCCCACUUGUGCAUAGUGUUCUUUUUAACCACCAUCUGUCCAAGGUUGACACAUUCUUUAAAAUCAGUUCACAAAAGGGGGUUGUUUCUUAGGAGACCUCUACACACAUUGUUACGGAAAUUAUAGUGGUACAUCAGUUAACUCGAAGGCGACUGUUCGCUUGAAAGUUUGUUCGCAAGUUGGCGUUGAAUCAUCAUUAACAGCUCCUCCAUAGUUUUCAAGCCAUCAGUGCUGGCCCUGCAGUAGUCAGAAAAGUGUUGCGUGGUGAUGCUGCAACAGGGCAGGUUGCAAUGCUUUUGUCAAGACAAGCGAGGAAGCCGCCCUCUUAGGAAUGGCGAAGGAUGGUGUAAUAUGGCUUUGGAAUAGCGUGUUAGCAUCGUCUGCAGUUGAUGUACCUUCCACAAUUCUUUGAGCUGUCGUGCUGUAUUUGCCACAACUUUAAAAAGAAAAGAUUACCAGUAUUCAUGUGAUCAUUAAUCUCUUCCGAAGUACUCCCAUAUAGGAGCGUUUAGAUCACUAAAAAAGUGAUCUAAACGCGCUUAUAUUUCUUUAGGGGGGAGUACUACCUCUGUAAACUAAUAUAAGACCUUUUUAAGAUGGGAGUAUAAGUCAUUA